AUGGGGAAGGAGCAGGAGCUGCUGGAGGCCGCUCGGACCGGCAACCUGCCCGCCGUCGAGAAGCUUUUGUCUGGGAAACGUCUUAGCUCGGGUUUUGGGAGCUCCGGCGUCGGAGGAGGAGGAGGAGGAGGAGGUAGCGGCUCCGGUGGGGGAGGCGGUGGAGGAGGCAGCGGGAGUGGAGGUGUGGGGCACCCGCUGUCCAGUCUCCUCAGCAUCUGGAGAGGGCCAAAUGUGAACUGCGUGGACAGUACUGGAUACACUCCCCUGCACCAUGCUGCUUUGAAUGGUCAUAAGGACGUUGUGGAAGUUCUGCUGAGGAAUGAUGCCCUCACCAAUGUUGCAGACUGUAAGGGCUGUUACCCUCUUCACCUGGCAGCUUGGAAAGGAGAUGCAGACAUCGUGAAGCUCCUCAUCCACCAAGGCCCUUCACAUACAAAAGUGAAUGAGCAGAAUGCUCUUGAGAUCAAAGAACUCAAAAAGUACGGCCCCUUUGACCCAUAUAUCAAUGCCAAGAACAACGACAACGAGACGGCGCUGCACUGCGCGGCGCAGUACGGCCACACCGAGGUGGUGAAGGUCCUUCUGGAGGAGCUGACCGACCCCACCAUGCGCAACAACAAGUUUGAGACCCCUCUGGACCUGGCAGCUCUUUAUGGGAGGCUGGAAGUGGUGAAGAUGCUCCUGAACGCUCACCCCAACCUUCUAAGCUGCAACACUAAGAAACACACUCCCCUGCACUUGGCAGCUAGGAACGGUCACAAAGCGGUGGUCCAUGUUCUCCUGGAUGCUGGCAUGGAUAGCAACUACCAGACUGAGAAAGGCAGUGCUUUGCACGAAGCUGCUUUGUUUGGCAAGACAGAUGUGGUACAAAUAUUGCUGGCUGCAGGUAUUGAUGUGAACAUAAAGGAUAACAGAGGCCUGACAGCUCUGGAUAUUGUGAGGGAGCUUCCUUCUCAGAAAAGCCAACACAUAGCAGCUCUUAUUGAAGAUUACACCAUUGGGAAGAAGAGUGCCAAGGCUGCAGAGAAGAGUGUCCAAGCACCCCUUGCUCCAGCCACUGACCCUGUGUGCCAUGUAUCUCAGGGUGAUGUGGAGAAGGCAGUGACUGAGCUGAUCAUCGAUUUUGAUGUGAACCCAGAAGAGGAGAGUCCCUAUGAAGCUUUGUACAACGCAACAUCCUGCCACUCCCUGGACAGCCUGGCCAGUGGGAGAUCCUCAGACCGGGAGUCUGGGAACAAGGAAGCAGAGUCAACCGGUCUCAAAGCAGCAGGAGUCAGGCCUAGAGAGCGUCCACCCCCACCUGCCAAGCCUCCACCUGAUGAAGAGGAGGAUCAGCAUGUGGAGAAGAAGAUAGGCCAUAGUGCUUCCUGUGAGGCCUCUGUGGCACGAGGAAAGAGGAGGGGAAGUGGAGCUGAGGAAGAGGAACACCCUUACGAGCUGUUGCUUACAGCAGAAACUAAAAAGCCAGUGGUGGUGGAUAGGAAAACAAAAGACCACAGGAGGAGCAGUGGCAGCCGCAGCCAGGACUCUGCCGACGGGCCGGACAUCCAAGUUCCAGAGCAGUUUUCAGGGUUGCUUCACGGUUCUUCCCCGAUCUGCGAGAUAAGUGAGGACCCUUUCAGGCUCGUUUCCUCCACGGAGAAAGGAGGCACGGAAGCUACAAGCCACCCACCUGCUAUGCAGCUGGAGGAUGCUGACUUCCCUGCCUCUGGAUCAGUACGGACCAGCUCUCCGGACCAAACCCAGACGUUGGUCUACGCAACCGUCCAGCACACGCACGUCAACCGGGCGGAUCCUCAAACUCUAGUCACGCCCCACGUGCUGCAGCACCCCGGUGGUGCUGAGGAAGAGGGGGACAGAGCUGUGGGCAGAGCCCACCCAGGGAGCAAGCCCAAAGCAGAGCUGAAACUCAGCCGCAGCUUGUCCAAAUCGGACUCGGAUCUUCUGACCUGCUCCCCCACAGAGGACGAUGCCAUGGGGAGCCGCAGCGAAUCGCUCUCCAACUGCAGCACUGGGAAGAAGAGGCUGGAGAAGUCCCCGUCCUUUGCUUCCGAGUGGGAUGAGAUUGAGAAAAUCAUGAGUUCCAUCGGCGAAGGCAUCGACUUCUCUCAGGAGCAGCAGAGGAUCUCAGGUUCACGGAUGCUGGAGCAGAGUGUUGGGGAGUGGCUGGAGUCCAUUGGCCUGCAGCAGUACGAGAGUAAACUGCUUCUGAACGGCUUUGAUGAUGUCCGCUUCCUGGGCUGUAAUGUCAUGGAAGACCAGGACCUCCGGGACAUUGGGAUCACUGACCCGCAGCACCGUCGGAAGCUCCUCCAGGCUGCUCGCUCCCUCCCCAAGUUGAAACCCCUGGGCUGCGAUGGGAACAGCCAGCCUUCAGUUCCUGCCUGGCUCGACUCCUUGGGGCUGCAGGAUUACACCCAGUCCUUCCUCUCGAGUGGCUACAGCUCUAUUGACACUGUGAAAAACCUCUGGGAGCUUGAAAUAGUAAACGUGUUGAAAGUGAACCUGCUGGGCCAUCGGAAGAGGAUCAUUGCCUCCCUGGCAGACAGACCCUACGAGGAGCCACCAGCGAAGCCACCGCGGUUCUCGCAGCUGAGAUGCCAGGACUUGAUGUCCCAGUCGUCAUCACCCCUCAGCCAGAACGACUCCUGCACAGGCAGAUCUGCUGAUCUCCUGCUGCCCUCUGGGGACACUGGGAAGAGGCAACAUGACCAUGGCACCGAGGUCUCUACCUACUGCAGAGCUGAGCGCUACAAAGCACAGGAGGAUCGUCGGGAGUCCAAGCUGACCCUGCGCCCCCCCAGCCUGGCUGCCCCAUAUGCCCCAGUCCAAAACUGGCAGCACCAGCCAGAGAAGCUCAUCUUCGAGUCCUGCGGGUACGAGGCCAACUACUUGGGCUCCAUGUUGAUCAAAGACCUCCGAGGGACAGAGUCAACACAGGAUGCCUGUGCCAAAAUGAGGAAAUCCACAGAGCAUAUGAAGAAGAUCCCAACCAUAAUACUGUCCAUCACCUACAAGGGGGUGAAGUUCAUCGAUGCCUCUAACAAGAAUGUCAUUGCUGAGCAUGAGAUCCGGAACAUCUCCUGUGCUGCUCAGGACCCUGAGGAUCUCUGCACCUUUGCCUACAUCACCAAGGACCUGCAGACCAGCCACCACUACUGCCACGUCUUCAGCACCGUGGAUGUGAACCUGACAUAUGAGAUCAUCCUCACGUUGGGGCAGGCCUUCGAGGUGGCCUACCAGCUGGCCCUCCAAGCCCAGAGAGCCAAGCCUCUGGGUGCUGCAGCAGGAGAAACCAUCGAAACAAAAUCUUCCAAACCGGUGCCUAAACCUCGAGCCGGCAUGAGGAAAUCUGCAGUGCCGCUCCCUCCCGACACUCGCUGUUGUUACUGUCACACCUGUACAACACACCGCCCCUCCUACCUGCCGCUGCAGUCUGUUAGUCCCGGAGCCAAGCUGGAGCCUCCUGACGUGGACCAAGACUCCCAGUCUCAUGCCAGUGUCUCCUGGGUCGUGGACCCCAAGCAGGACUCCAAGCGGACCCUCAGCACUAAGUAUGAGACCACUAUCUUCUAAAGCAAAAACACACCCCGUGUCCACCCAGUCUAACCGUGCCUUUGCGAUCUGAUCUGUCUGCUGUUCUAAACUCCCUCUUCCUCCAGCUGCUCGCACUGAGCCCCGCCUGGGCACUACGUCCAAGGCAGCAGCACUUAGGAGACUGUAGACUUAAAUGGCUUUUGUACCUGAUCACUGCUGAACACUGUGAAUUCUCCUUACUCGGAAACAAGGGUAACACGCGGUUAGAUCCCGGUGAGGUGGGAGGUGCAGAGGGUUGCAGGCUGGGGAGGCGGAGCUGAGGAUCCAAGGAAGCCGCCUGCCGUUUUCACAUCUUUCCCCUCGCUCUGGCACUGUGAGUGCCUGGGGUUAAUGUGACACUCCCCAGGCUUUGUUUUGUUUUGUUUUCUGUUUCACCUUCUUAUCUUUGGACUGACGGAGACCUCCAGUCUCUGCUGUGCACACACUCCCUCCUCCUAGAUCCUCUUCUUCCCAACCGAGCCACGGCUGUUCCGGUGAACUCACCCCUCUUCUUACCUGCCAUUCGAAUCGACACUAACCACUGUGAUGCUGUCUGCAAAUAACACACCUUCACUAGAUUUCCUUAUGGGGAUCCUUGCCCACAGUCUCUCCCCUCAAAGCCUGGAGCAGAAAACCUGCCCUGAUGGGAGCACUGGUUUGGGCUGGGUGUGAUCAGAGCUCUGUCCCCUCUUGGAGAUGAGGUGCUGUUUUGAUUGCAUGCAUUUCAGUCCUUUGUAGGUUUUUUUUCCCCCCCCCUUAGUCCUUGUUUACACUCACCAGACUUCUUGUGAGCUAUGGGCAUAGUUCUCAUUGGGCAGAAUAUGAAGAGGUGAAGCUUUUAAAGGCAAGUGUUGUUGGCCCUGUGUUGGGAAGGAAAGAUGUUGGAGAGGUCUGAUAAAGCAGACGGAGCUCUGCUGUGCUUUGCAGGCUCCCUGCAGGGGUACUUUGUUUGCCAAAAGGAGAAAUGUGAUUGAAAUCAGUCUGCUGCCCACCCCAAAGCUUGUUUUCAAUCUACAAACCAUUGCAGGAUGAGAGCUGUAGGGAUCUUGAAACAUCUGUCACCUUCCAUCCUUGAGAGCCAGGGUUUCACUGAGAGGUGGCUCUGUCAGUGGGCACCUGUUUGUGUGUUUCUCAGUAGAAGCAGCUUUUAAUUCCAGAAUAUAACUGGGAAUCGUUUGCAUGAGACCACAGGGCACUUGGCACAGGUUGGAGCAGAGCUGGGAUAGGUCUGGGAAAGCUGUGCAGUGUUCCCCACUCCAUGAAAGCCCCAGUGAGCUGCCAGUGCUCCUACCCCUGGUUCUUUUGCUUGCAUUUGCAAAGCUGAGAGGAAACCGAGGAGGAUGAUCUGAUGAAGAAAGGUGCUGGGAGGCAGGACUCCUGCCCUGGUGCUGCUUCUCCCUGACCUGCUGUGUGUUCAAGAAGCUUCACCUCUUUACCUCGGUUUCCCCACGUGCAGGAUGGGGAUGUUCUUACCUACCUCUCGGGGGCAAGAGGUUUGCUCCGUUUGUGGAGCAGCUUUAAGGGCCCUUCAGGGAAGGACACUGCCACCUCCACAGCAUGGCAGCAGACCCCAUGGCUCAGCCUUGCUCAGGAAAACUGCCUCUUGGACCCUGACCAGCUCCUGGCAGGCAGUGGCUGUCACCCCUUUCCCAGGGAGAGGCCUGAGCAGAUGGGGCAGCAGGAGAGAGGCUGCAGCCCCGCAGUGGUUGGGCUGCAUGAAGCUGGUGUGAGUGAACUCCCUGGGGGUUUCACAUCUUGGCAAAGUCCCCUCACAGCCUGGUUUUGGAGAGCUGGUGGUGAUGGUGGGUCUGUGGUAGAGGGCUGUGAGGAAGGGUGGACAGCAGCCACCCACUCACCUCUGCUGAUGUGUCUGAGUGGACCCCAUCCCUGGAGACAUCUGAAAGGACAGAUGUGGUGCCAGGGGACAGGGUUUAGUGGUGGACACGGCAGAGUUAGAGUAGUGGUUGGACUUGAUGAUCUUGAAGGUCUUUUCCAACCAAAAUGAUACUGUGAUACAUCUUGGAUGUCAAUGGGCAGGAGGGUGUGCUCAGAUCUCCAGGAAAGCUCCAUUUCCAAAACAGCUUUUAGAAUUUACCCCAAGUCUCCCUUUGCAAUCACCAGUUGGCAUCACUGUGGAGAGUUCAGAACAGCAGCCCUGGAUUAUUUGUACCUGGUAUUUAAGGGCUAGAAGCAGCUUCUCUGUUUUACUGGAGCUUUAGAGCUGUUGCCUCAAAGCUGCUGUUUCCCCAGACUUAGGAUGAAACCUGAUGUUUCAAAAUCUUUAUUUAGCUCUUUCUUGGGGAUGAGUUUGAUCUCCCAAGUAUUUUAUGGCUUAAUGGCACUGAGCAGCAAACUGACUUCAAAAUAAGGGCCAGGCUAGUAAGGACCCAAGUGAGAAGACUCAAAGUAUUGUCUUAAAGCAAAAAUCAAAAGGAAAGUUAAACUUAAAACAUCUAUUUUAUAGCCAUAGAGCCAGCUCUCCUCUGCCUAGAGACCCCCCGAGGCAGCGGUUGCACUGCAGUUGCCCGAGGUGCUGCAGUGCCAUCCUGCCAGCUGUGGACAGCAGAAUAUUGCUGUGUUUGAGGUGCUCUGAGAGGUUGGGUUUGGGUUUGAGCAGCACCUUUCCAAGCUGCAAGAGUGCCCUGAGGCUUUCUGUAUCCUUCCAGUUGAAACUGAAUUAACCACAGGGGUGGCAGUGCCUGUGUGUAAGCACUUCCCGUGCCACUGCCCACACACGUGCCUGGUUUUAGAGGGUCUGAGGUCUUGCAUCUCCCCCUGCUUUCAGCCAGGAAGGAAGGUUCCUCAGCACCUCCUGAAGCCAGGUCCCUAGAGCAUGUGCCUUUCUAAGGGUGACCAUCCAAGCCCAGCUGGCAUCACAGGCAGCCCUGCCUAAACUACAAAGCUUCCGCUGUGUCUCCAUCACCCUCACGGCUGUGUCUCAUCUCCUGGCCCUGUGCCUUGUCUUUCCCAGCACUUGUUUUUGUAUGACUCAGAAAUCAUUCAUUCCAUUAUCUUCCUUUCUGUUUGCCUCUUGAAAAGCUGAUCUCCAGGCAGCUGUCUCCUACCACGGAAAUGUAGUAACGGGGCAGAGACCUAAGAAGCAGUGGCCUGCUGACAUGAAGAUCAUCUCCAUCUGGCACUGGUGUGGGUGCAUGGCUGCUCAGUGAGGGGCUCCCAAAGCAGAGGGGGGAAAGGGAUCCCAGCCACCAGCUGAGAAAAGCCUCUCUCUCCAUUUCUAGCAAAGGAAAGUUGAGACUUCUGAGAGUGAUGUCACCUUUUCUAGUUGGAGACAAACGCCUUUCAACCCGUUUCUUUUUACUUUUUCAAGUGUGAAAUCACACCGAGCAAAUCCAGUGUCAUGGUUGAAAUGUAGCACUGCAGGUGGGUUUUUUUUUUAAUGAGGACAAAAAAAAACAAACCCAAACAAACAUAUCCUUAUUUACUGAGAACCCAUGCAGUCCAGCAAGGAGCACAGUAGAAAGUCGUAGCAGUGGGAGUGGUGUGAGCAUCUCUAAUGGUACUUAAAUUUGCUUCAAUUCUGGGUGAACAGUAGAAAACACCAGAUUCUUGGAAAUCACUGCCUCCAGUGUGAGAAGCCUUGCAGGGUAAGUCAGCACCCUUUGUUCUCAGAGCUACUCCACACUUUUAUAGCAAAUGGAAAUAACAAGUGUCUGCAAAGGAUCUUUCACCCCGGAGUGGUUGUGGCCAAGGAUGAGCCAUGGUACAAACUCCCUUCCCCUUCAGAGAACUGUUGUGUUGCAAUACUUGACAUUUCUAUGGCAAGGACACCAAUUCUUCCUGUAUUUCCGCACUGAAUUCCUGGAGACAACCCCCUUCUCCAGCCCCUCGUGCACCUGUCUCAUUCUGAAAUGCAUUUUAUGCCCUGAAGGGUUUUGGGGGUUGUUUGGGUUUUUUUACUUUGUUGUUGUUUUUUGUUUUUUUUUUUUUUUUUUGUUGUGCUGUUUUGGGUUUGUUGGGGUUUUUUUUAAGUCUAUUCAAUUGUGAUUUAGCACUUUUUUUGAUCCUAGUUCAUUAUUUAAUUAGGGCAACGAUUUCAGGAGGUGAACAAAUAAGGAGUUAAAUUUUGGGCAUUAUAUUGAAACAACCCAAGGAUAAAUCAUACCAACCUGAGGAUGGCUUGGCCCCCCCAUCUCAGUCCAGUAUCCCCCAAAUCCCACCAUCUCAAAGGUGCUGUGUGCUUCCUUUUCUUGUAAAUUACCAGAGUAUUGACCAGCAGUUUGGGCUGUGACUGAUGGGUUUUCACCCUCAAGGGAAGAGACACCAAAAUGCUUGUGAUUUGAAUUCUCCAGAUGCAAAAAUGUAGCUCAGCACAUUUGCUGUCACCUGGCCAGGCACUGCAGGGGUUGGGGAUGUGGUGCCCUGCUGCUUUACUAGAAUGAUGUGCCCAAAUAAUUCCUUUUUAACUCCAGUUGCUGCUGUAUGUCAGGAUUUCAUUUAGCCUCUCUAGCCCAUAAGGCUGGGAGAGAAGUGAACCAUAAUCCCAAGGGCAUAGACCUGUAAAUGAUGAGGAGGGGGAAGUUGGAGAUUUAUUACUAUUAUUUUUUAAGUUGAUGAAUUUAGGAGACCUAACAUUCCUUGUUAUGCAUAUGUUGCAAUUCAUGCUGGUGUAAGUGUAAAUAUUUGGUGUGUUGGCAACAAGUCUUUCUUGGAGAGAUUGCAAAUUGAACCUCUGCUUGGGAGGAGGGACACUUUUCUUGUCUUGAUGCAUGAGCUUUUUGAAGGUUGGCUUGGAGGUGACGUGGUGAUGAAGACUCCAAUCUUCAGGGGACUGGGCUUGGUGGCCCUGGUGGCCCUUCCCAGUCCUGUGUGUAAAUCCUAUGGUUGUCUUUAGUGAUCCAGCAGUUCUUUAGCCAGAUACUUUCUCACUUUGUAGGCAAAGCAAUUGGUUUUUUGUUUGGCAAAGCAUCUCCCCUUUCUCAUUUCAGUGGGUUUUCUCAAGGUACUUGCAUGUUGGAGACUCUGAUCCUGGACCAUGCCAAUGAUUUCCAGUCAUCUGCUCACCACCCCUUGCACAGUGUUUUGGCACUUCCUCCCUGCAGGGUUUUGUGGUAUGGGGAGGAAAAUGCCCCAAAUUUCUGGUGCUGAAUAGGACUUUGAAUCAAAAUGCAUCUGCUUUAUUAGAACCUGCCUGGGAAAAGGUGGUGCUGCCCUGGGCCUUGGUCCCCUUUUUAAAGGACAGAUUGUAUUUUACAGGCUUUGGUUUGUGCAUGGCAUGAGUCCAGGCUGAGAGCUCAAGACAGGUAAACUAAGAUGCAUUUGUUGUCUUUUUUUUUAUAUAGGAGGGGAUGAUUUAAUUGUGGGGUUUUUUUUAAUUGAAGCUGCUUUAUCCUUUUUAAUUUUGUAUUUACAAAAAAAAAAAGAAAAAGAAAAAGCUAAUCUUAGCUGUUCAGCUGUCUUUGAACUUGCUUUGGGAUUGUUUUUAGAAGAAAUGAUGCAACUUUUGUGGGGUAUGUGCCUGUCCCCCUCCCAGGGAGACAAGACAGCACCUUCAGGGUGUAUGUACCUGUAGUGAAAAGUUUGCACCUUCACCAGGUUACUGAGACACAGACCAGAUGCCAAAUAGUCCCUGGAAACACGUUACAGUUCUGGGUGCAGCUGAAGUGGAGCCAAAUUGCUUUCAUGCUCCUUCCCCCCCCCACUUCAGAAGUUUCUAGCAGCAGAAUUUCCCCUGCCUUCCUCCUUCUGCUCACAUCAUUGCCACCCAGUCAGAUCUUUUCUUCAGAGCAAGCCCAGUGUCUGCAAGGCUGUCUUGUUGCAAAAGGUCUCCCUUUUAUUCCCAUAUUGGCAUUUCUUACUGCUUUUGUUUUGUUUUGUUUUCCCCAAAGGAAGUAACUGUGCUGCUCUUGCAAAGUCAAUCUAGCUCAAACAUUUUUUCUUACCCAUGGAAGAAUAACCUGAGAUUCCCUGACAGGGCAGAGGGACAGUCAAGUUCAGUUUGCAAUGUAGACAUUUUUUGCUAAUUGUGAUGUAUGGCAGUGGGACUGAUUUGUAAUACAAAUGUUAUUUAAUCUGUCUGUAUUUUGAUACUUGAAUUUCCUUUUAUUUUCUGUAUAUACAAUUGUUAAUCUGUUCAAAUUUUGUCUGAAUUUUCAACAUCUUGUGGUACCAAACAUAACCAAUCUGUGCAACAACAUAGACUGACCUCACAACAACAACAAGGCGAGAUUGUAAAUAUUCCUGGGCUUCCAGCAGUCGUUUUGUUGUUUUCAUAAUUGUACAACUUAGAACAGACUGAAUUAAUAAACCAACUUAGACACAAGUUCA
Messenger RNA from Apus apus (common swift), 9861 nucleotides. It is a transcript of the gene ANKS1A, whose product is annotated as ankyrin repeat and sterile alpha motif domain containing 1A. NCBI's taxonomy places the organism in Eukaryota, Metazoa, Chordata, Aves, Apodiformes, Apodidae. The coding region runs from base 1 to 3576 and encodes 1191 amino acids. The record is from RefSeq and is a predicted model, not a curated record. Gene Ontology annotation, cellular component: cytosol. Gene Ontology annotation, molecular function: protein binding. The transcript is spliced from 25 exons.